UACAUCCACUGUAUCUGGUCUCCCCAGACCCUGCAUUCACUAUAUCCGGUCUCCCCGGACCCUGCAUCCACUAUAUCUGGUCUCCCCGGACCCUGCAUCCACUAUAUCUGGUCUCCCCGGACCCUGCAUCCACUAUAUCUGGUCUCCCCGGACCCUGCAUCCACUAUAUCUGGUCUCCCCGGACCCUGCAUCCACUAUAUCUGGUCUCCCCGGACCCUGCAUCCACUAUAUCUGGUCUCCCCAGACCCUGCAUUCACUAUAUCUGGUCUCCCCGGACCCUGCAUCCACUAUAUCCGGUCUCCCCAGACCCUGCAUCCACUAUAUCUGGUCUCCCAGGACCCUGCAUUCACUAUAUCUGGUCUCCCCAGACCCUGCAUCCACUAUAUCUGGUCUCCCCGGACCCUGCAUUCACUAUAUCUGGUCUCCCCGGACCCUGCAUUCACUAUAUCUGGUCUCCCCAGACCCUGCAUCCACUAUAUCUGGUCUCCCCAGACCCUGCAUCCACUAUAUCUGGUCUCCCACAGUACACACAACAUGGAAAUGCAAUUAUUUUAUAAAUAUAAACUGCUAAAUACCUUUUCUCAUCAGCAGUAUAUAGCAGUCUUGUGA
Messenger RNA from Staurois parvus, 609 nucleotides. The record is from the annotation of a GenBank genome assembly. Lineage: Eukaryota; Metazoa; Chordata; Amphibia; Anura; Ranidae.